This is a messenger RNA of Syngnathoides biaculeatus (alligator pipefish), 5794 nucleotides long. RefSeq names its product dihydropyridine-sensitive L-type skeletal muscle calcium channel subunit alpha-1-like. Gene Ontology annotation, cellular component: membrane; voltage-gated calcium channel complex. Lineage: Eukaryota; Metazoa; Chordata; Actinopteri; Syngnathiformes; Syngnathidae. The record is from RefSeq and is a predicted model, not a curated record. Gene Ontology annotation, molecular function: high voltage-gated calcium channel activity; calcium ion binding. Bases 1 to 5274 code for a protein of 1757 amino acids. Gene Ontology annotation, biological process: calcium ion import across plasma membrane. The transcript has 42 exons.
AUGGCAGACUGUAGCAAUCCCCCGUUAUCAUCCUUCAUCAUGGAUGAAGAAACUCUGAAGAGAAAACAGAAGGAGAAGUUAAAGAAACUGAUGGCCACAGGAGGCAAUCCCAGACCUGCACGCUCUCUCCUCUUCUUGACACUUAGGAAUCCCUUCCGACGGGCUUGCAUCAGUAUUGUGGAAUGGAAACCUUUUGAAAUCAUUAUCCUACUGGCCAUUUUUGCCAACUGUGUGGCCCUGGCUGUGUACUUACCCAUGCCUGAGGAAGACAGCAACAUUGCCAAUAGCAAUCUGGAAAGCCUGGAAUACAUUUUCCUCAUCAUAUUCUCUGUAGAAUGUUUCCUGAAAAUAGUUGCCUAUGGAUUUCUUUUUCAUGCUGAUGCUUACUUAAGAAACUGCUGGAAUAUUUUAGACUUUGUUUGUGUAUCAGUUGGACUGUUCACUGUGGCUGUGGAUGCUAUUAAUCACAUCAGUGGAGUGGAACCAGUAGUUGGCGAAAAAGGUGGUGGUUUCGAUAUGAAAGCUCUGAGGGCAUUCAGAGUCCUUCGACCUUUGAGACUGGUGUCUGGAGUCCCAAGCCUGCAAGUGGUCAUGAACUCCAUUCUGAAAUCCAUGCUGCCCUUGUUUCACAUAACCCUACUGGUCUUUUUCAUGGUUACCAUCUACUCUAUCAUGGGUCUUGAGCUUUUCAAAUGUAAAAUGCAUAAAACUUGCUACUACACAGGCACAGACAUCAUUGCUACAGUGGAGAAUGAAAAGCCUGCCCCAUGUGCCCAAGCAGGGAAUGGGCGUCGUUGCUCCAUCAAUGGGACCGAGUGUCGAGCUGGCUGGCAGGGCCCAAACCAUGGGAUCACUCACUUUGACAAUUUGGGAUUUUCAAUGCUGACUGUGUACCAGUGUAUCACUACACAAGGGUGGACGGAUGUCCUCUACUGGGUGAAUGACGCAAUUGGAAUGGAAUGGCCUUGGAUCUUUUUCACCACACUCAUCCUGGUCGGUUCCUACUUCGUGCUCAACCUUGUUCUUGGUGUACUUAGCGGUGAGUUCACCAAAGAGCGAGAGAAGGCCAAGUCCAGAGGUGAGUUUCAGAAGUUGAGGGAGACCCAGCAGCUGGAUGAAGACCUCAAGGGUUAUAUGGAGUGGAUCAUCCAGGGUGAAGUCAUGGAUAUGGACCAGGAGAGACAAAGUUUGCUCCCCACUGAAAAUGGAGGAUCAGAGGCAGGAAGUGUCGAAAAAAUGGACACAAUGCAAUUAAUAAUGUAUUAUUAUAAACAGGCUCGCAAGUGGAACCGCUGGUUACGCCGUAAAUGCCGGGUGUAUGUUAAGUCCAAACUUUUCUACUGGUGGGUGAUUAUGCUGGUCUUCUUCAAUACGCUUGCUAUUGCGACAGAACAUCACAAGCAGUCUGAAAGGCUCUCAAACUGGCAAGACAACACCAAUAAUCUCCUGUUGUCCAUGUUUUCCCUGGAGAUGCUCAUGAAGAUGUAUUCUCUCGGCUUCUCUUCAUAUUUCAUGUCACUCUUCAAUCGUUUUGACUGCUUUGUGGUGUCAACUGGCAUCAUGGAGCUCAUCCUCGUACACAUGAAUAUCAUGUCAGUCAUGGGCAUCUCAGUGCUGCGGUGCAUACGCCUGUUACGUUUGCUCAAAGUCACCAGAUACUGGACUUCUCUGAGUAAUCUGGUGGCUUCUCUCUUGAACUCAGUCCGCUCUAUUGCAUGUUUGCUGUUACUGCUCUUCCUCUUCAUUGUCAUCUUCUCCCUGCUGGGUAUGCAGGUGUUUGGAGGAAAGUUCAACUUUUCAAACCAACCUAAACCGCGGAGCACUUUUGACAGCUUCCCUCAAGCCCUGAUAACUGUUUUCCAGAUUCUUACAGGUGAGGAUUGGAAUGCUGUCAUGUAUGAUGGCAUAAUGGCUCAUGGGGGACCCAGCAUGCCUGGAAUCCUUGUUAGCAUCUACUUCAUCAUCCUGUUUGUCUGCGGAAAUUUCAUUCUUCUAAAUGUCUUCCUGGCCAUUGCAGUCGAUAAUUUGGCUGAGGCUGAAUCUUUAACUUUGGCACAGAAGGAGAAAGCAGAGGAUAAGAAGCGAAAGAAAGCACUCAGGUCCAACUUGCCUCACAAGACUUCUGAGGAAAAAGCUAAUCUUGCAAAGAAAUUAGCUGAGCAGAGAGCCAAGGGCGUUGAGGGCAUCCCCACCACUGCAAGGCUUAAAAUUGAUGAGUUUGAGUCAAAUGUGAAUGAAAUUAAAGACCCCUUCCCUCCAGCUGACUUUCCUGGUGAUGAUGAAGAGGAGGACCCUGAGAUCCCAGAAAGCCCAAGACCUCGUCCCAUGGCUGAUCUUCAAUUGAAGGAAGAAGCGGUACCAAUGCCAGAUUCCAGUUCAUUUUUCAUCUUUGGACCGCAAAACAAGUUCCGUAAACUGUGCCAUCGGAUCAUAAAUGCAACCGCAUUCACCAACAUCAUCCUCCUUUUCAUUCUACUGUCAUCAGUUUCUUUAGCAGCAGAGGAUCCGAUUGACCCAAUGUCCUUCAGGAACCAGGUGUUGGCGUAUGCUGAUAUAGUCUUCACUUCAGUUUUUACAGCAGAAAUUGUCCUCAAGAUGACAACGUAUGGUGCCUUUCUUCACAAAGGUUCAUUUUGCCGGAACUCUUUCAACAUUUUGGAUCUGCUGGUUGUCAGUGUAUCAUUGCUCUCAAUGGGAAUGGAAUCCAGCGCCAUCUCGGUGGUUAAGAUUCUCAGGGUGUUGAGGGUACUUCGACCAUUGAGGGCCAUCAACCGAGCAAAGGGUCUUAAGCAUGUGGUCCAGUGUGUGUUUGUUGCUGUCAAGACUAUUGGAAACAUUGUCCUGGUUACCAUGCUACUUGACUUCAUGUUUGCAUGCAUUGGAGUGCAGCUUUUCAAGGGAAAGUUCUAUUCCUGCACAGACCCAGACAAAAUGACAGAGAAAGAAUGCAAAGGUUGGUAUAUAAAGUAUCAAGAAGGAGCACUUCAUGAGAUGGAGGUCCAUAAGAGGGAAUGGACCAACUCGGAACUAAACUUUGACAACAUCUUCAGUGGAAUGCUGGCGCUCUUCACAAUUUCUACAUUUGAAGGAUGGCCAAAGAUCCUUCGCAAAGCCAUUGAUUCAAAUGUAGAAGAUAAAGGGCCAGUGUACAAUAACCGAGUUGCCAUCUCAAUUUUCUUUAUCAUCUACCUAAUCCUUAUUGCCUUCUUCAUGAUGAACAUAUUUGUGGGUUUCGUCAUCGUCACCUUCCAGGAACAAGGAGAGCAAGAAUAUAAAAACUGUGAGUUGGACAAAAACCAGCGCCAGUGUGUGCAGUAUGCUCUUAAGGCCCGACCACUACGAUGUUAUAUUCCCAAGAACCCUUACCAAUAUCAAGUGUGGUACAUUGUCACAUCCUGUUACUUUGAAUACCUCAUGUUCCUUCUUAUAAUGCUCAACACCAUGUGUCUGGGAAUGCAGCACUGCAACCAGUCUGACCAUGUCACACACCUGUCUGACAUGCUGAAUGUAAUUUUCACUGUGCUCUUCACUGUGGAGAUGAUCCUGAAACUAAUGUCCUUCAAAGCUAAGGGUUACUUUGGAGACCCCUGGAAUGUUUUUGACUUUGUCAUUGUCAUUGGAAGUGUUGUGGAUGUGAUUUUAAGUGAAAUUGAUGCAGCACUAGUGUCCUCUGGAGGGCUUUACUGUCUCCAUGGCUGUGAGGCAGUGGAUCCUAUGCAAGCAAUUGCGUCUUCAGAGAAUAUGAGUGUUUCAAUCACAUUCUUCAGACUGUUUCGAGUUAUGCGUUUGGUGAAACUUUUGAAUCGCUCUGAAGGAAUAAGGAAUCUGCUUUGGACCUUCAUAAAAUCCCUUCAGGCUCUUCCCUAUGUGGCUCUGCUCAUUCUAAUGCUAUUCUUUAUAUACGCUGUUGUUGGAAUGCAGAUAUUUGGCAAAAUUGCUUUGGUUGAUGGUACAAACAUCAACAGGAACAACAACUUCCAGACUUUUCCGCAGGCUGUGCUGUUGUUAUUCAGAUGUGCAACAGGGGAAGCGUGGCAUGAAGUGAUGCUCGGAAGCAUGUAUGGAAAGAAAUGUGAUGCCAAAUCAGAUUACCUACCAGGAGAAGAGUUCACCUGCGGAUCCAACAUUGCCAUCAUUUACUUCAUGAGUUUCUACAUGUUAUGUGCUUUUCUGAUUAUAAACCUGUUUGUGGCUGUCAUUAUGGAUAACUUUGACUAUCUGACCCGUGAUUGGUCCAUUCUGGGCCCUCAGCACUUGGAUGAGUUCAAGAAAAUAUGGGCAGAAUAUGAUCCAGAGGCCACGGGGCGUAUUAAGCAUCUUGAUGUUGUGACACUUCUACGGCGAAUACCCCCUCCUUUGGGUUUUGGCAAGUUUUGUCCUCAUCGUAUUGCCUGCAAGAGGCUAGUCUCCAUGAACAUGCCGCUCAACAGUGACGGAACUGUUACCUUCAAUGCGACUCUGUUUGCCCUGGUUAGAACUGCACUGAAAAUAAAAACAGAAGGUAAUUUUGAACAAGCCAAUGAGGAGCUGAGAGCAAUUAUUAAGAAGAUCUGGAAGCGUACUAGUAUGAAACUGCUGGACCAAGUCAUUCCACCAAUAGGAGAUGAUGAAGUGACUGUGGGGAAAUUCUAUGCAACAUUCUUAAUCCAAGAUUAUUUCAGGAAAAUGAAAAAAAGAGAGGAGGAAUACUAUGAUUCCCGGCCAGCAAAGAAAACUGCAACGAAUGAGAUACAGGCAGGACUUAGGAACAUUGAAGAAGAUUCUGGUCCAGAGCUCCAUCGAGCUAUCUCUGGUGAUCUACAAAAUGAAAAUGAGAUGGACAGAGCUAUGGAUGGAGCUGUAGAAGAAAUAUUCAGGAGGCAAGGCGGUCUUUUUGGCAACCACUCAGAUCCCUUUGUCAUGGAGAGUGACGUGAACAGUGGCAACCAUGCUACAAGUCUGCGCCCACUACAAAUGACAGAGGGAGCCACAAACAAUACUAAAGUGGCGUCUGACCCGUGGCGUCCACCUGUCGCUGCUAUUUCAUCGCUACCUGGCCCGCGGCGACAAAUUUUGCACAUGCUCUCUGGCGACGGAGUUCAACCAGCGGCCAUCUCCUACUCAUCCUUCAGCAACACUCUCCAGCAGCGGGACGCGACUUAUGGCCUCUCGCUUCUGUUUCGGUGGAUUCCAACCUGCAGCCGCUACCUCUCUUUUGCUCCAGCUGCGGUGCCCAGCCUGCAGCUUUCAUUACAUGCUCUUGUUCCAGCAGUGCCCGGCAUGUGCCGUCCAUGAUGUGCUCAUGUCUCAUAAGCACCCGACCUGCAACGUCCACCAUAUGGUCGUUUCAGCGGCGCCCAGCCCGUGCCGUCCAACGCGUGGUCAGAUCUCAUCAGUGCCGACUUGCUAGUAGAGUUCAACUUUAUGCCUCCCACUUCAAUCCGCCCAAGCCACGCCAAGGAAAAUCUGCCCAUGUGUCAACUCGUUUCAUACGACCCAUGUUUUCCAAUCCACCUUCCCAAGUCUCUGUCACUCUACCCCUCUCGUAUCCACUCCUACCAACUCUCAAUGGCAGCAGGCUGAGCAGGCACCUGCUUGACCCCCAGCCGCCUCUUGACCAGCAACAGCCCUUUCGACCAUGCCUUCGCAAUGCUAGACCAGCAGGAGAGUCAGCUGCCACUUUUUGACCACACCGAGGCAGUGCUCAACCACAACCUUCCGCUCCUGUCUCGGCAGUGCUUCGUUUGCAGCUUUCACCUGCUCCUGUUUGGUUCCUGCUUUGCCACUCACCCUAACCCUGCUGCUUGGCAUCCUA